Molecule: messenger RNA, 2425 nt
Organism: Motacilla alba alba
Lineage: Eukaryota; Metazoa; Chordata; Aves; Passeriformes; Motacillidae
Gene: CDC123
Product: cell division cycle 123
Exons: 13
Coding region: 133-1140 (335 amino acids)
Cellular component (GO): cytoplasm
Source: RefSeq, a predicted model, not a curated record
GCGGCGGGGCGGGGCCGGGCCCUGUGCGCCGGCGAUGGCGCCGGGCGGCGCCCGGAGCUGCGCGGGAGGUUCCGGGCGGAGCGGGAGCUUCCGGGAGCGGCCGGGCUGAGGAGGAGGAGGAGGAAGAGGAGGAUGAAGAAGGAGCAGGUGGCGCACUGCCAGUUCUCCGUGUGGUACCCGCUCUUCAAGGCCGUCACCAUCCGCAGUGUUAUUCUUCCCCUGCCAGAGAAUGUGAAAGAGUAUUUGCUGGAUGAUGGAACACUGGUGGUUUCUGGAAGAGAAGAUCCGCCAAGUCAUGCUCAGGAGGGGAGUGAUGAUGCAGAGGAGAUACAGUGGUCAGAUGAUGAGAACACUACAACACUUAAGGCACCAGAAUUUCCUGAGUUCACAGCUAAAGUUCAGGAAGCAAUAAGUUCCUUGGGUGGCAGUGUUUUUCCCAAACUCAACUGGAGUGCUCCAAGGGAUGCCUACUGGAUAGCAAUGAACAGCUCUCUGAAAUGUAAAGCUCUCAGUGACAUCUUCCUCCUCUUCAAGAGCUCAGACUUCAUCACUCGUGACCUCACUCAGCCAUUUAUUCACUGUACUGAUGAUUCCCCUGAUCCUUCCUUGAACUAUGAGCUUGUUCUUCGCAAAUGGUGUGAACUAAUCCCUGGUGCAGAAUUCAGAUGCUUUGUCAAGGAAAACAAGCUUUUAGGUAUAUCACAGAGGGACUACACCCAGUACUACGAUCAUAUCUCUAAGCAGCAUGAGGAGAUCUGUAGAUCCAUACAGGAGUUUUUCAAGAAACACAUACAAUAUAAAUUCUUGGAUGAAGACUUUGUUUUUGAUGUGUACAGAGACAGCAGGGGUAAGAUUUGGUUAAUAGAUUUUAACCCAUUUGGUGAAGUAACAGACUCCCUGCUCUUUACAUGGGAAGAACUCACCUCUGGAAAAAACUUAAAAGGAGACCAGAGUGAAGGGGAAGCAACAGAACAGGACUAUCCAGUGUUCCGUUGUACCAACAGCAAAGUCACCGUGCAGCCCAGUCCCUACCUGAGCUACCGACUGCCCAAGGACUUUGUGGACCUUUCCACAGGAGAGGAUGUUCACAAAUUGAUUGACUUUCUGAAACUGAAAAGAAAUCAGCAAGAGGAUGACUGAGGUACCCAGGAGCAUUACGUUGAAUUACAAGCAAGAAACGUGACAAAAUCUGUAUUUAGCAUAACUAUUAAACUAUUGAUUUAAAGAAAACCUGCUUUUUAUAGUCAAUGAAAGAACUGAAAAGCUGCUCAUCCCCAGUGUCUGCUGGUUUAUACAAAAGUGUAGGGAAGCUUUUUCAGGGAAACAUGAAAGGUCAGGGUGAGUUCUCACUGGAUUCCAGGUGCAAAGAAGCAACAGCCUGAGUGCAGCUGAACGAGUGCUUUCCAUUUCUCAUAAUGUGAAGAUUGAUGCCACUGAGCUAUGCCUUCCGACUCCCCAGUGUAAAUGUGGCAACGUGUAAUGCUUGUGCAGUGAAAACAUGGAGCAUUCUCUGCAUUUAGGCACUGUCUUGCUUAAUAUGUAGUCACAAAGCAAAAGGAAUGUACAUUUUUAUCUGUAGUAACCUUUUAAAAUUGUAAAUUGAUUUUGUUUUGGGAGUGCUUCUCAUCCUUUAUGUAAAAAAGAAAUUAAAAAUUGAGAAGGGAUUUUUUUUCUUUGUUAAAAGGGCUAAUAUUUCAUUUCAGAGAACAGCUAUAGCUGUAGUAAACUACUUAAAGUUUGAAAAUUUUACAUAUUGGGAAUUUGAAAUUCUGAAUGCAUUUAAAGUAAAGUAAUAUUUUCACAGUUGCCAAAGUGAAAUGAAAUUCAUUUAACUUCACCAAAUUUCAAUUCAUUUCAUAGUAAAGCUUUCUUGAAACCUGUUUAACAUGAUUACAUACUAUUCAUCAUCUGUGACUUUAAUCUACAUAAUUAACAUCAACCUAUAAUUUUAUAUACAGACUCAGUCUUGUUUCUUUUGUGUCACAUCUCGGAGUUUCUUACGAAAGCAAUUAUUCUUUCAGCUCUUAAAAUUCUGUAUUCAUUUGAUACUUCAUGUUUUUUGUAUAAAGGGAAGCUUGGCUAAAUCUGGGGAAACAGAAGCUCUUGUUACCAAUUGCUGUUGUUUGGGAGGUGGGGGAGGACAGUUUUAGGUGAAUCACCAGCUGACUUUUGGAUAUAGGUGUUGUUUGUAUGGCAUCAGUAAUUUAUUAACAGGGUGCAGAGUUCCCAUUGAAAUGAAAGGACAUUUGAAGAAGCUCAUAACCCCUGGAACCUGGUUCCUAUUUCAAACCAGUUAUGUGAUACUGUGUGUGUGUGUGUGUGUAUAAAGCUGUUGGUGUUUCUUUGCCUUGCUUUUGCUGUCAGAUUGGAAUGGUGCUUGGUUACAAUCUGUUCUUGGACGUUAAAUCUGAGCUAUGUUGUUAAA